Megalops cyprinoides (Indo-Pacific tarpon) is the source of this 3449-nucleotide messenger RNA. Its product is annotated as short transient receptor potential channel 7-like. The record is from RefSeq and is a predicted model, not a curated record. Gene Ontology annotation, molecular function: protein binding; inositol 1,4,5 trisphosphate binding; store-operated calcium channel activity. Gene Ontology annotation, biological process: calcium ion transmembrane transport; regulation of cytosolic calcium ion concentration; manganese ion transport. The transcript is spliced from 14 exons. Lineage: Eukaryota; Metazoa; Chordata; Actinopteri; Elopiformes; Megalopidae. The coding region runs from base 510 to 3083 and encodes 857 amino acids. Gene Ontology annotation, cellular component: cation channel complex; membrane.
CGGUGCAGAAGGCUGGGGUGGCUGCUGUCCCACUGCAGCUCUGCUGUGUCCAGUGAUCAGAGUGCCUGUAUGCACAGCCACACGCCAGACUUCAUAUUGUCACACGCACCUUUGAUGUCAGUGAGAAGAAAAAAAAAUACAUCAAAGCCCUCGGACAGAUGAUCUGCUUUGACAUGCACAGCACCAUCCAUUACACGAGCAUCACAUCAGCGUCAAUCACACAGGCUACAGUUUCCACGGUUACUAAAGCAGCUACUGUCACUGCAGCUGUUGCAUUUAUUACAGUAGCUACAAACACUACAGCAGAGGAGAGCGACACUUCCUGUCACGACCACCCGCUCAUUCGCGUUCAUGUAAGCCCGGUCACUCUUCUCCUCUCUCCGCGACGGUACACCUCCGUAGCUCGUCGCCGUGUGUCCUCUUAAACAGCGAGUUCCUCGGCUCCCUCCCCCCGUAACAGAUCAUUGUGCUCACACCUGCAUUCUCAUCGAAGCGCCUUUGGCAGUGAGAUGAUGCACCGUCGGCACACGACGCUGCGCGAGAAGGGCCGCCGGCAGGCCAUCCGCGGCCCGGCGUACAUGUUCAACGAGCGAGGCACCAGCCUGACGGCGGAGGAGGAGCGCUUCCUGGACGCCGCCGAGUACGGCAACAUCCCCGUGGUGCGCAAGAUGCUGGACGAGUCCAAGACCCUCAACUUCAACUGCGUGGACUACAUGGGCCAGAAUGCACUGCAGCUGGCGGUGGGCAACGAGCACCUGGAGGUGACGGAGCUGCUGCUGAAGAAGGAGAGCCUGGCGCGGGUGGGCGACGCCCUGCUGCUGGCCAUCAGCAAGGGCUACGUGCGCAUCGUGGAGGCCAUCCUGGGCCACGCCGCCUUCGCCGGCGGCCUGCGCCUCGCCCUCAGCCCGCUGGAGCAGGAGCUGCGCGACGACGACUUCUACGCCUACGACGAGGACGGCACGCGCUUCUCGCAGGACGUGACGCCCAUCAUCCUGGCGGCGCACUGCCAGGAGUACGAGAUCGUGCACAUCCUGCUGAUGAAGGGCGCCCGCAUCGAGAGGCCGCACGACUACUUCUGCAAGUGCGGCGAGUGCGCGGAGAAGCAGCGGCGCGACUCCUUCAGCCACUCCCGCUCCCGCAUGAACGCCUACAAGGGCCUGGCCAGCCCCGCCUACCUGUCGCUGUCCAGCGAGGACCCCGUGCUCACCGCCCUGGAGCUCAGCAACGAGCUGGCGCGGCUCGCCAACAUCGAGACCGAGUUCAAGAAUGAGUACAGGAAGCUCUCUAUGCAGUGUAAGGACUUUGUAGUGGGGGUGCUGGACCUCUGUAGAGACACAGAGGAGGUGGAGGCCAUAUUGAAUGGAGAUGUGGACCAGGCCCCACCCAAUGCCCACACCCACUUCUGCCUCAAUCAGUCCCUGUCCAGUGACCAUGCCCGACCCUGCCUCAGCCGGGUCAAACUUGCCAUCAAGUAUGAGGUCAAAAAGUUUGUGGCCCACCCAAACUGCCAGCAGCAGCUGCUGACCCUGUGGUAUGAGAAUCUGUCUGGACUGCGGCAGCAGUCUGUUGGGGUGAAGUGCUGGACAGUGCUUGGGGUGAUGGUGGGACUGCCCUUCUUGGCCAUGGCCUACUGGAUCAUGCCCUGCAGCAAGCUGGGUCAGAUCUUGCGCAGCCCUUUCAUGAAGUUUGUGGUGCACGCCGUGUCCUUCACCGUCUUCCUGGGGCUCCUGGUGGUGAACGCCUCAGACCGAUUCGAGGGGGUCAAGAACCUCCCCAAUGAGACCAUCACCGAUCACCCCCGGCAGGUCUUCCGGGUCAAGACCACCCAGUUCUCCUGGACUGAGAUACUGAUCAUGAAGUGGGUGCUGGGGAUGAUCUGGUCAGAAUGUAAGGAGAUCUGGGCGGACGGGCCUCGGGAGUACCUGAUGCACCUGUGGAAUGUUCUGGACUUUGGCAUGCUGUCAAUCUUUGUAGCAUCUUUUACGGCUCGCCUCAUGGCCUUCCUGAAGGCAUCCAAAGCCCAGCUGUAUGUGGACCUGCACGUGUCCAACAACGACCUGUGCAAUGCCUCCCUGCCCACCGAUGUGGCCUACUUCACCUACGCCAGGAGCAGGUGGAUGCCCUCUGACCCUCAGCUCAUCUCUGAGGGGCUGUACGCCAUCGCCGUGGUGCUCAGUUUCUCCCGAAUCGCCUACAUUCUACCCGCCAAUGAGAGCUUCGGCCCGCUGCAGAUCUCUCUGGGACGAACGGUCAAGGACAUCUUCAAGUUCAUGGUCAUCUUCAUCAUGGUGUUUGUGGCCUUCAUGAUUGGCAUGUUCAACCUGUAUUCCUACUACCUGGGAGCCAAAUACAACCCUGCCUUCACUACGGUGGAGGAGAGCUUUAAGACUCUGUUCUGGUCAAUAUUCGGACUGUCUGAGGUCAUCUCUGUGGUUCUGAAGUAUGACCACAAGUUUAUCGAGAAUAUUGGUUACGUGCUGUAUGGCGUCUACAACGUCACCAUGGUGGUUGUCCUCCUCAACAUGCUGAUCGCCAUGAUCAACCACUCAUAUCAGGAGAUUGAGGAGGAUGCCGAUGUGGAGUGGAAGUUUGCCCGUGCCAAGCUGUGGCUGUCCUACUUUGACGAGGGCAGGACCCUGCCUGCCCCAUUCAACCUGGUGCCCAGCCCCAAGUCCUUUUACUAUUUUGUGCUGAAGACCAGGGCGUGUCUGAUCAGACUGUGCAAAGCGGGGAGCAGGAGGGCAGACAGCGAGCUGGAGAUGGGAAUGCUCAACUCACAUCCAAAGCUGAAUCAUCACAGACGUCGCCCAAGAACACAAGACAAAUUUACUCUGAAGAAACCCAUAAAUAACCCAACCAGAUACCAGAAACUAAUGAAGCGGCUUAUUAAACGUUACGUCCUGAAGGCCCAGUUCGACAGGGAAAAUGAUGAAAUAAAUGAAGGUGAACUGAAGGAGAUCAAACAGGACAUCUCCAGCCUGCGGUACGAGCUGCUGGAGGAGAAGUCUCAGGCCACGGGCGAGCUGGCUGACCUCAUCCAACAGCUCAGCCACAACCUCACAAAGAACACAAAGCAACCCUGAGAGGACUGCACCUCACCAGAGAGAGGGAAACAGAGGAAGGUGAAGAAAAGGACAGAUGGAGAGAAGGGAAGGCAGAGCAAGAGGCAAAGGGAAAUGGAGAAAGGGGGAGUGAUGGAGAGAUGGGUGGAGAAAGGUGACAGAGAGCAGGAGUUCAUGUGAUGUAGUGACAAAUUAGAUUUGUGCUGCCUUUGUGAGAGGUUGCAGUCACGUUUAAAGGGUUGUGGUGUUAGGCAUCUUUUUCAGUUGGUCUCAUAAGGCAGCCACAGCUGGAGACUCGAAUGGCAGAAAUGACAUUUCCUCUUAUUUAUUAAAGGUUUUAUUAUAUACAGAACAUUGUAUUAUAUUAUACACUAUAUACACGGCAUA